Molecule: messenger RNA, 480 nt
Organism: Plasmodium inui San Antonio 1
Lineage: Eukaryota; Apicomplexa; Aconoidasida; Haemosporida; Plasmodiidae
Exons: 1
Coding region: 1-480 (159 amino acids)
Source: RefSeq, a predicted model, not a curated record
AUGCUAAAAUCAGAGUUAGAUGUGCCCGAGAAAGCAAUAUACAAACGAAUGACUGAAAAAAUUCCGAUAGACUUGGCAGGAGAUGAGCUUUUCACAAGCGUCAAAAAUGAGUAUGACGAAUACACCAUAGAAGAAGAAUGUGCCGACGUCAAUAUUGGCAGCAUCAAGAAAAAUAUGAACUUAUUUGCUAACGAAUAUAAAGAAUUCACCACGGAUAAUUUUAAAGGCAUCAGGAAUAAAAAGGAGUCUAAAGGAAUAUUCUACUCGUUCGGUCAAGGAGAGGAUUACGAUAACCAUGAUGGGAUGUAUGACAGGAAGGACAGUGACCAUCAGGAUCGUGACCAUGAGGAUGAUAACAAUGAGAAUGAAGACGACAAAUGUUAUCAGAGAAGGAGUUAUUACCCUUCUGAAACACACGCCAUUGAAGGAAGGCAAAAAUUUGCGUACUACCACCACGAGGAACAGUCCCAGACCUAUUAA